Molecule: messenger RNA, 957 nt
Organism: Stegostoma tigrinum
Lineage: Eukaryota; Metazoa; Chordata; Chondrichthyes; Orectolobiformes; Stegostomatidae
Product: beta-crystallin A2
Exons: 6
Coding region: 224-865 (213 amino acids)
Biological process (GO): visual perception; lens development in camera-type eye
Molecular function (GO): structural constituent of eye lens
Source: RefSeq, a predicted model, not a curated record
ACAUGAGAAAGGUUAUAAAGUUCUAGCUGCCCUUGCUGCAACGUGCCAUGGCUUUCGACCAGGAACUGCACAGUUUUUAACAUGAGACCUGGGUCAUCCGAAGAUGGGACCAGGAGAAUUCCCCAAGGACUCAACUCGACGUAAAAUUGGACAGGAAUCUGAGACUGGAGUUGCAGGCUCGAAUCUAGCCAAGGAAUUCAUGUGGAUAAAUGUAUAAUCAAGGAUGCUAGUGAGUGAAUUACAGCUACGAAAGGUACCAGGGCGAUAUUUCAAGAUGACGACCCAACCGAUGGACAUCAUGGGCCAGUGGAAGAUAACUGUCUGGGAAGAGCAAAACUUCCAGGGAAAACAUUGUGAGUUUAUGCUGGAAUGUCCUAACAUCAUGGAGCGAGGAUUCAACAAGAUACGAUCCAUUAAGGUAGAAUGUGGACCGUGGGUGGGAUAUGAGUAUCCAGAAUUCCAGGGACAGCAGUUCAUUCUGGAGAAAGGUGACUAUCCACACUGGGAUGCCUGGAGUGGAAACAGUGGCUACAGAACAGAGCACAUGCUCUCCUUCCGCCCUAUCAAGUGUGCCAAUCACAGUGACAGCAAGAUCACGCUUUAUGAAAAUGAGAACUUCCAGGGCCGUAAGUUUGAGUUGUGCGAUGACUACCCCUCUCUACAGGCCAUGGGCUGGUGUAAUAAGGAGGUUGCUUCCAUCAAGGUGAACUCUGGAGCGUGGGUUGGCUACCAGUAUCCAGGUUACAGAGGCUACCAGUACAUCUUUGAGAGAGACAGGCACAACGGUGAGUUCAAGAGCUACAAUGAAUACAGCACCCAGGCCCAUACCAACCAGCUGCAGUCUAUCCGCCGAAUCCAGCACUGAGCAAUGGGCUGUUCAGCUUUUUCCUUGCCAACCUGUACUAAGGAGUGCCUGCAGUGAUCAAUAAAACAAGAAGCAUUCUGCAAAAUAUUCAA